Ceraceosorus guamensis is the source of this 1680-nucleotide messenger RNA. RefSeq lists its product as hypothetical. Lineage: Eukaryota; Fungi; Basidiomycota; Exobasidiomycetes; Ceraceosorales; Ceraceosoraceae. The record is from RefSeq and is a predicted model, not a curated record. The transcript has a single exon. The coding region runs from base 435 to 1484 and encodes 349 amino acids.
CUUUUUUUUCACGAUCGAUGCUCCUCGUCUUGCUGCGCUCUGUCGCCCUGUGCUCUUUGCCGGACCUGCAUGACCGCACCGCUGGUCGAUCUGCCGGGUUCGGCAACCCCACUCGUGACUGCGACAAGACCCUCGCGUACUGUCUGAAAGCCAGAGAGCAUCGUGAGCUCGAGGCCAUCAGAGCCCGCCGACUAGCAUUUGUCUGCCGCCGGGGCUGCGCGGCUUCCACCCGUCGGAAGGUCGAAGCACAAUCUGAGUCAUCUGAGUAAUCAUUACGAACCAAGGUUGAGCCUAUCGUCCAAAGACUUUAAAAGGGCUCGGUUGGCAAGGCUUGGGAGAAAGCAAACCUCCGCUUAUCUCUCCCCUGGGAACCACCUAAACACCAUACCACCCCUCUACUCAUCGCUCAUCUCCGUCUCAUCUCAAGCCUCACAAUGCUUUCCCUUCCUCGUGGCUCCGCAGUCGUGCCCGCUGUUGCGCUCUUAGCAGCUGUCGCAUCGGCGCAGGAUCCCAACUCCAUGUCUCGCGUGAUCAACAUCAAUUCGGUGACCGACUUUUGCGUUUAUGCUCCUCCAAACGGAGGCGCCGUUGCCGAUUUCGAGUCCAGCGUGGUGUCGUACUGCACCAAGUCGGGCUACGGUACCAGGCUGAUUCCACAAGGCACCAUUACCGGCGCUCACUUUGUCAAGACGCCACACUAUGUUCAAGUCACUGGUAAUGGAGACUUUACCAAAAUCGGCAUUACCCCCGGCGACGCAGGAGGAGAGUUGGAUCCCCACGGCGCUGAGGGAACCGGAAAUCCCGUGGGCGGUGUAGUGUACACCAACAACGUGCAGACUCCCGAGUGGAUGCACUUCAUGUCAGCAACAGACUUUUGCUUCAGAGCAUGCUUCCCCGGCAACCGAGCCACAUCCCUGUGUCGCCACACCUACGACGUAUUGGGCUGCGGAUUCAACAUGCCUGGCAACUACGCAUCCGGCGUGUUUGAGGAGUGCGACGGUAACGAUGCGCAGGAUAUCAUGUACGGCUACCCCGGUCUGUCUUCUUUCCAACAAGACGACACCUCUCGUGGGGUCGCCGUUCCCUCUCCUCACCCUGCUCCCGCGUCAUCCAACUGCAGGUUCACGAAUGGGGCAGCCCUCGGAGGCGCUGGAACUCCCGGUGGUUCGGGCGCAGGACCAACCACCACCUCCAACUCUACGUCUACAAGCAGCUCAAGCUCGACAGUGAGCUCCACCAGCACCUCGAGCAGCAGCAGCAGCACCACCACCACAUCCACCGUCACAUCAUCAGUCGUAACUUCGACCGUUUCAUCCCCAACGCCCACCACUCAGACUCAGACGACUCGAGUCGCGGUGGCAGAAACGACGAUUACUCCCAGCGGUAGUGCAGCCGACUCCGCUUUCUCUAGCAACACUGGCGCCUCCGGUCUCGCUGCCGCCGCACUGGCCGCGUGCAUCGGCGCAGCAGUGAUCCUGCUGUAAAUGUCUUGACUCGCAGUACGAGUCGCUUAACAUCAUGUCGAAUGCUUUGCGGCGCACUUCGCCUUCGAUUUCCUUUCUUUUCGAAUCCCGAUUCUUUGAUACCUGCAACCUCCCAGUGUACGUCUAUCUCCCACCAGGACAAUUUUAUUUGCCAUUGGACUCGCACACGUCGCCUGUGAGCAGUCAAAUUCGAGCU